Cetraspora pellucida is the source of this 1185-nucleotide messenger RNA. The record is from the annotation of a GenBank genome assembly. Lineage: Eukaryota; Fungi; Glomeromycota; Glomeromycetes; Diversisporales; Gigasporaceae.
AUGUCAUUAAGAAAAAGAGACAAAUUUGCGAUUUUCGUUCUUUUGUCUAUACUUACUUUCGCAGUUGUUUGUAUUAUGACUAUGAACGAUGAUCUUAUCGCCAAUGAGAAACCUAGAACCGUAAAGUAUAUUGUAAAACUGAAACAAGAUAUAUCUGCUGAAGAUAUGGAGAAUUUAAGGCUGAAUCUCGUUGGUCUUGGUGCAAAUAUUUAUAAAGUAUAUAAUUCAGUCAUAAUGAAGGGCUUUGCUGUUGAAAUGCCUAAAGAAUUUGUAGGAGCUUUGUCUGAGGAUAAAAAUGUAGAAUUAGUAGAACCGGAUCAAACUGCAACUUGUUCUGCUGGAGAGAGCACUCGCAGUGGCUUCUUGGGUCUUCUGAAUUGUACUUUAGGUCUACCACGCCCCCAGGGAUUUAUACCUGGUGGAAAAGGUCUUUCUGGUGUUGAUGUUAUCGGAGUUUUCGAAGAAUCUGCGAGAACCGAUGUCACUACUUCAUCCGAUACUUCUGAUACUUCUGAUAUUGACGCGUCUGAUACAUCUGAUACAUCUGAUAUAACCACCGGGAAAUUCUUGGAACCAAUUUUACGAUGCCUCAACUGUGGGAUUUCUCACUGGAAACCACUGGGAACACUGGAAAAAUCUGGACGUCCAGUGGGGUUCCAACUUCCAGUCAACAACACUGUGUCAAUGGCGACAUUUGAGAACAAACCUAAAGGAAUUCUCAAAAAACCAUCCUUAAAUUUUCAACCAAAAAACAGGCUAAAAUGGGAUGAAGACAAUAUCCAACUUACAGAAGGACAAAAAAACUCGACAAUGAAAAUUACUGAACCCAAAACUCCAUACAUUCAUUACAAUCAAGAAACUGAUGAAAUCAUGACUGAUCUUCAAACUAUUCCAGGUCUCAUUUUGGGAUCUAGUAGAGAAUCUCCCCCAGCGGGAUCUCAUUCAUCCGUUUCACCAUCAUCAGCACAUUUCCCUGAUUCACUAAAGGACGAUUGGGAAACUGAAAGCUCAGAAGAGGACGAAGAAACCAAGGAAAAGCGUCGUAAAUUUGCACAGCUCAGAGCUCAACAUUAUAAUAUGAAGGAUGCACUUAGUUUGGGCCAUAAGUUGGUCGAUGAUGAUGACGACGACAACGAAGAAAGUAGUCUUAAGGAUGUAAAUUUAACACCCGGGUCGCCCGUGUAA